This is a messenger RNA of Trypanosoma conorhini, 339 nucleotides long. RefSeq lists its product as uncharacterized. Bases 1 to 339 code for a protein of 112 amino acids. Lineage: Eukaryota; Euglenozoa; Kinetoplastea; Trypanosomatida; Trypanosomatidae. The record is from RefSeq and is a predicted model, not a curated record. The transcript has a single exon.
AUGCGCUCUGCCUGGGCGGCGCCCUCCGUUUUCCCUGCUGACUCCGUCGCACCCACGCACACGCACGCACGCACGGUGAGGGAGGGAGGAGGCGGCAGCCGGGCGGGAGCCCAGUGCAGCUGCCGUGAUGUGUGCGUGCGCGUGCCGCAUGAAGCUCUCCGUUGGCGCGCCGGUGCAUGGGCCGGAGUUCGCGCGUCAUCGCGGGUGCUCGUCUGGGGGCGUGGAACGAUGCCCACCGUGCAGUGCCGCGCCCUCCACGGCAGGGAUAGAUGCGGGGCGCGGCGCCUGCGCGCCAUCAUUGUCUGCCUCGGCGCAGCGUCCGAGGGCACCGUGAACUAA